AUGAAAACUCCUACCAUUUCUUUGAUUCUUCUUCUCAUCUUGUCGUGCUCAUUGGCAUCUUCUGCAGCCGGUGACUUCCUACAGUGUCUUUCCGAGAAAUUCGACAACUACUCUUCGAUCUCCAACGUUGUUUAUACCUUAAAUAAUUCAUCUUACACUUCCAUUUUGAAAUAUUCCAUCUUUAACCUUAGAUUCGCUACGAACUCUACACCAAAGCCGCAGACGAUCAUAACCCCAGAACACGAAUCUCAAAUACCGGCUAUAAUACACUGCGCUAAAGAAGCUUGCCUUGAAGUCAGGACUCGAAGCGGGGGCCAUGACUUCGAGGGACUAUCCUAUGUGUCACGAGUCCCGUUUGUGGUAAUUGAUUUGAUCAAUCUCAGUGAAAUUACCAUGGACGCUGAGUCAAAAACUGCGUGGGUUGAAGCUGGUGCAACCAUCGGCAGAAAAUGGAGCGGAGACGCUGCAUCCAAAUAG
Molecule: messenger RNA, 477 nt
Organism: Salvia splendens (bonfire salvia)
Lineage: Eukaryota; Viridiplantae; Streptophyta; Magnoliopsida; Lamiales; Lamiaceae
Product: cannabidiolic acid synthase-like
Exons: 1
Coding region: 1-477 (158 amino acids)
Molecular function (GO): FAD binding
Source: RefSeq, a predicted model, not a curated record